AUGUUGGAUCUUAAUCUCAACUUCCUUAACGAAGAGGAGACAACGGCGUUUCGAGAUGUGGAGGAAUCAGGCACCUCUAAUUCAUCUGUGUUGAAUGCGGAUUGUGUUACUUCGAGUAAUGCUGGAGACGGCGACGAUGACUCCAGCUCCGCUGGCGGCGCUGGUGAAAGCUUCUCCUGCUUCAAUUUUGACAUCUUAAAAGUUGGAGAUGCUGGUGUUCAGUCUGGCAACAACUACGACGAGGAUCGGAGGAGCCAGGUUGUGACUCAGUCCGAGUUCGUGACUCGGCAUCUGUUUCCAGUGGGUCAUGGAGGCGGAGGUGGAGGUGGAGGCGGAGGCGGAGGCGGAGACGAACCAGGAAGGUUGAAUCAGGCACAGCAGGCUAACUCAUUGUUGCUGUGCCCUAACACUAACGAAUUGCAAGAGAUGAGAUUGGUUCAAGUACAGCAACAGAAGGCCACGGUACAACCAAAUCCGGUGGGUAAGAAGAGUCGGAGGGGACCAAGGUCAAGAAGCUCACAAUACAGAGGAGUUACCUUCUAUCGAAGAACUGGUAGAUGGGAGUCUCAUAUCUGGGAUUGUGGGAAACAAGUUUAUUUAGGGGGAUUCGACACAGCUCAUGCUGCAGCUAGAGCCUACGAUCGAGCUGCCAUAAAAUUUCGGGGUGUUGACGCAGACAUCAAUUUUAAUCUCAGUGAUUAUGAGGAGGACAUGAAGCAGAUGAAGAACUUCUCAAAAGAAGAAUUUGUGCACAUACUACGACGGCAGAGCACAGGGUUUUCAAGGGGAAGUUCAAAGUACAGAGGGGUGACAUUGCACAAAUGUGGCAGAUGGGAAGCUCGAAUGGGGCAGUUUUUAGGCAAAAAGUAUAUAUAUCUUGGGCUAUUCGACAGUGAAGCUGACGCCGCAAGGGCUUACGACAAGGCAGCCAUCGAGUGUAAUGGAAGAGAAGCCGUUACCAACUUCGAGGCCAGUACUUAUGAAGGGAACACGCUUCCUGCACCUCGUCAUGGAAGCGAGCAUGAUCUGAAUCUAAGAUUGGGAAUUUCAACCCCUUCUCUUGGAGAGGGGUCAAGUAGAAAUGAGAAUUUAGAGCAAACCCAUUUGAAUUAUGUGCACGACACUCGGAGAUUACAGUUGGAGAACCCUGUUUCAACCACAGUAGGCAUUACAGCUCUUAAAGGACUACCCUUAACUUCAGGACACCCUACACCAUGGAAUGGUGUAUACCCUACCUUCGUUCCCAACUAUGAGGGAAGUGCAACAAACACUAGGACCAUAGCAGGCUCGUCGCAAGGACCGCCCAACUGGGCUUGGCAACUGCAUGGUCAUAAUCACAUCCCAACAGCAGCAUCAUCAGGAUUCUCAGCUCCGGCAGCCACUACUGCUGUCAUGACUUCCGGCAGCCAUUACUCAAGAGAUACCAUCUCAAUGGCGGCUCUCAACAGCCAUUAUUCUCCGGCCACCACUGCCACAAGCUCUUCCCAAUACUACUACCAGAUAAGGCCACCACCACCACCACCUCCUCCUCCUUAAUUUCGUAAUCCAAAACAUUGACCGAUUGAAUUGUUUAUUUUUCGCGUAGUGAUUGCUAAUAUUGCCAAAUAUAUGGCUUGCUUCUUUUGGUAGGGGCCAUAAUGUAUGUGUUUUUGUGUGCAAGAGAUAAUGAAUCAAUGAGUACCACGUUUGCUACUAACGCGAUAAUAUUGCU
Cynara cardunculus var. scolymus (artichoke) is the source of this 1711-nucleotide messenger RNA. Its product is annotated as ethylene-responsive transcription factor RAP2-7-like. The record is from RefSeq and is a predicted model, not a curated record. NCBI's taxonomy places the organism in Eukaryota, Viridiplantae, Streptophyta, Magnoliopsida, Asterales, Asteraceae. Gene Ontology annotation, molecular function: DNA binding; DNA-binding transcription factor activity. Gene Ontology annotation, biological process: regulation of DNA-templated transcription. The coding region runs from base 1 to 1536 and encodes 511 amino acids. The transcript has 10 exons.